AUGAAGAGGGCUCUUGGUGGCAAAAUGAAGAUUGAGUUCAUUGAUGGAUCUCUUCCUGUUCCAACUGAUUCUUUCGAUCCAUCUCUGUGUGCUUGGAACCGCUGCAACAUGCUUCUACAUUCUUGGAUCAUGAAUUCUGUUUCAGAUUCAAUUUCACAGUCUAUAGUUUUCAUGGAGAACGCACUUGAUGUAUGGAACAAUUUGAAAGAACGGUUUUCCCAGGGUGAUCUCAUACAAAUUUCUGAGCUGCAACAAGAAAUUUACAACCUAAAGCAAGAAACCAAAUCAGUAACUGAUUUUUUCUCUGAUCUUAAAAUUCUUUGGGAAGAACUGGAUCUGUAUUUGCCUUUACCAACUUUGAAGUCCCAAAUCUUGUUAAUGGAUCCUUUGCCAACUAUGAAUAAGAUAUUUUCCAUGGUUAUUCAACAUGAGCGACAACUCCAGCUUCCUAUUCCAAAUGAUGAGUCUCAAACACUGAUUAAUGUUGCUGAUUCCAAGAGGUUUGGAGCAAGAAAUAAUGCUUUUAAGCAUGGUGUUCGCAUUUGCACAUUAUGUGGCAAGACUAACCAUACUGUUGAAAAUUGCUUCAAGAAACAUGGUGUUCCACCUCAUAUGCAGAAACAGUUUCAGAAUUCAGCUAACAAUGUAGCAUCAGAUGGAAAUAAUGAUGGAUCUUCAUCUCAUGGUGCUGACAUUCAAAGUGACAAUUCACCUAUGACUCAAGGUCAAUUCAGUGCCUUAAUGGAUCUACUUCAUAAAUCAAGUCUUGGCCAAUCUUCAAGACAUGCUUCUUCCAACUAA
Molecule: messenger RNA, 801 nt
Organism: Lathyrus oleraceus (garden pea)
Lineage: Eukaryota; Viridiplantae; Streptophyta; Magnoliopsida; Fabales; Fabaceae
Exons: 2
Coding region: 1-801 (266 amino acids)
Source: RefSeq, a predicted model, not a curated record